Messenger RNA from Periconia digitata, 1137 nucleotides. NCBI's taxonomy places the organism in Eukaryota, Fungi, Ascomycota, Dothideomycetes, Pleosporales, Periconiaceae. The record is from the annotation of a GenBank genome assembly.
ACCCGUUCAUCAGACCCUCAAUUCGUGACAUUUUGUGUUGUCGGUUUUUUGCUGCUAAUCGUCGACAUGACUGAUGAUAUAAUCUUCGACAAGGCGACGCUUGUGCCGGCCCUUGAAGGUGUCAUGUGGAGCCUGGCACCGGUCGCCAUCGUCAUCGUGUCUUUGCGCUUCUACGCCAGAAUUCGAAUCAUACACCAUGUGGGAUGGGAUGAUUGGCUCAUGCUCCUCAGUAUUGUCCUGAUGCUCAAGAACUCCGCCUUUGUGCAGGUUUCUAUACACUAUGGACUCGGGAGACACAUUGGCACGCUGGAAAAGAGCCGGGCUCAGAAGGCCAUUAUGUGGGAUUAUCUCGCGCAGCCAUCUGCCAUCAUGGCACCGACCUUUGGGCGUAUAUCCUUCGUCCUGACGAUCAUGACCCUCAUAGGGAAUUCUAGAACCAGACGAAGCAUCCUCUGGUUCAUCCUCGUUACCCAGAUGCUGGUAAACGUCCUGUGCUUUUCCAUGAUUCUGGCGCAAUGCAAACCGGUCGCGCUACUUUGGGAUAAGAGCUUGGAGGGAGAAUGCUGGGACUUGAGGGCUCAAGAGUACUUUGGAUACUUUCAAGGAGCUUACAACUCGGCCACGGACCUCGUGCUGGCAAUUUGGCCUGCGUACGUCUUCUGGCACCUCAACAUGAAAAGGUCGAUGAAGAUUUCCAUCUCGCUCUUGAUGGGGAUCGGUGUUUUUGCCAUGGUUGGCUCCAUUGUGAAGACGAUUUAUCUGUCGUCGGUCGGGAGCGCAGACGACUACACCUUCAACACUGCCUACCUGGUGAUUUGGUGGAGUGUGGAAAACUACGCGGUCAUCAUCGCUGCUUCUAUUCCUAUGCUGAGGCCUCUGGUCGCACGCAAUCGAUCGGUCAACUCGGCGUAUCCGAGUGCGAAGUCGUCGUGGAUGAACUUAUCAUCGGACCGACGAGGGAAGCCACGAAGGGGACAGGACAUCGACGGCAUGCCGCUGACCGUCAUGCGCCCAAGCCUUGACGGUAACACCAGCCACAAACACUUUGGCUCCGCAAUGCCCACUGGCGACGGUAGCAUCAUGAAGACGUCCGAGGUGACAGUCAAGUUUGGGCAGAAUAGGGAACGUAUGAUUUAG